AUGGAGGAGAGCGGGGAGGCCUCAGCAGAGGCUUCCGCGGACCGUGGGUCGCCUAGCACGGGGCAUCGCUUUCGGCCGCAGCAGCAGCAAAAGCAGGCCCAUAAUAUCGGUUCAAAGGACUUUCGCAGUCUUGCAGAUGAGCGUGCAAAGGCGUUGUUGGAAUACCGAGCACGUUGCACAUCGGCGCGUUUCUGGGUCCAAAGUGAGUUGCUAGAUCUUCGUGUUGGAGGGUGGCCAUCUUGCACCGGCUGCGCCUUGAGUGAUGCCCCUUCGCCGAACCCAGGAGGAGGAUCUUCCGUUGCCCAUACAGAGGGCUGCCGGAGCAGUGGGCCGGGCGUUGUGGGGGACCUUCCCAAUCUUAUCAGGCAGCAUCUUACUUGCCCGCUGCUUUCGCGGCUGCUGCAGCAAGAUCCCGUUCUAAGUGGCAAGUUAGCCACCCUUGACCGUGUGUUGUGGCAGCGUCGCUCGAAGCACGAGACGCAGACGCCUGGCUGGAUGAGUCAUGAGCCCCUGUGCCCUGAAUGUUGCUCGUUUGGAGUCCCCCAUGGGGCUGCAGAUAUCACCAGUACAGCUUCUACAGGAACAAGCAAUCACGAUUCCUCCCGUACGAGCACGAUGGACUCGGUCGUUGGGGGGGAGGGAGUGCCUGGUGAGGGCGCGCGGCUGGGGAGGACGGUUGAAGACGAAAGCCGGCCCGUCACUGCUUGGGUAUCUUGCGAACAAUGUCUGGAGCACUUUGCAUACAUUGUUGCAUCAUUACUGGUGUUUCUCAAGCCUUCAGAGCUCAGGGACUUGGCGGUAGAAAGGCAAGAGUCCCAGUGCUGCGGCUUUGUGUUCUGCGGCAGGCGGAACAUCUCCACACCGGAAAAGCGCCGCGCAGCAUUAUGGCGGUGGACACUAGACUUUGGAGGGAGCAAGGCCCUCUCGGAAGAUGAGUUGGUGCAAUUCUGCUGCAGUCGUUGCUGCAACCGCCAACAGCAGCUCUUACGCCUUUUGGACGAGGAGCCGAUGUACACCAGGCCUGGAAUAAAGGAGUGGAUUAGUGACGCACUGCAGAGGAAGGCCGCUUAUCGUCCUCAUCCCCACGGCUUGCCAGAGGAAGGCAGGGUUAAGACUGGGGGAGAAACUAGCCUGCAGGUGCAGAAGCAGCAGGUAGGAGAGUCAAGAAGUUCUGACCCCGCGUCACAGCGCGUUAUGGGCCUCAGACCACCUUUAGAGAUGGACGAGUUGCUGGGUGAGGAUGCUGCGAGGCUGAUUAGCCCGGUGCUGGAGAAACGGCCUUCUUGCGUUUCCUUUUCCACGGAGUCCUCUAGUGCAGAGCUCAGCAAGCUGGACAGCAGCCUGGAGUCCGAGAGCUUUAGGGUUCCUUUGACCGUUGACGAUGAGAGCAGUGCAGACGAGGCGCCAGCGAAAGACAAAAAUGAAGACAGCCGUAGUUCUGUUACAGAUAGCGAGGGGCCCCCUCUUGCUGAUCACCCGGCUGCCGCAUUGGGAGUAAAAGGUGGAACAGCUGCGGCGAACAGGAUUCUCUUGUUAGAAUACGGGUCUUCUUCAACAGCCAAUAAUGAAGGUCCCAAGGCCUCCGUUCCUGGCAGCCAACCAGGCACGUGCGAACAGUCUGUGGGGGCUUCUGCAAGCUGUUCCCCAAGGGGGGUGUCUUCGACUUCCCCUAAAAUUGAACGGGCGUCUACCUCUUCUUCUUCGCGGUCUGCGGUUGUGGACCCAAGCAGGAUGGACGGCGUCGUAGCUGCUGAACGGCAGUUGGAGCAGCGGGUUGAUCCGAUCGCCGCGAAUGCUAGGGAGAAGAAUGCGCAUACCGAGGCCCCGCUAAAGGUUCGUGGGUCUCGCGUUCGAUUUGCAGAUGACGACGAGCAAGACGGAGUUGACGGAGAUGGUGAUGCGGACUCGGCGGCGUAUCUCUUCAAGCACUUCUAUAACAUUCAUGACGAAGAUGACGGGCCGGGUUUUUACGCUCGCCUAGAACGGCAGGCAGCAGCAGGCAGCUCACAUGCUGCCGGCAGUCAGAUGCGAAACGGCAAUGGAGAAUUGAGGAGUAUCCUCAAACCUCCUACAGAGCCAACGGAGCCGUCACCUCCCCCUGUUAGCGCCAGUACUGAAGCUCAAGUGGGAUAUAUGCGGCUCUCUGACAUAGUUAUUGCAUUCGAUCUUUUAUCUUCAUGUUGCACCGAUGCGUCUGCCAGAUUCCUUGCCAGUUAUCACCGUCGGUUCUGCACCUGUUCAUGUGAGGGAGCCGCAUCAGCGUCGGGAGAUUCGGCUUCCCGUGGUUCCGACGGUGACGAGUCCCCGAAGCUAGAGACGGCGUCGGAUGAGGACGACGCGAGGAAUUUCCACUUGCGCAAAACCACCGAAGGGGAUGAGUCUGAUAAUGUCUCCUGCGUUGACGGGGAAUCGGGGGAUGAUAUCGAGCCAACACAGCUGUGGAAGAGGCGACAACAACAGCUCCUUAAAGCCAUCCUAAGGAGCUUGCCAGCUGCAGCGGAUAAUUUUACUUCGCUUGUUACGGAACUGUGUGAAACUCUUCAGCCGCUUCAGAGACGCCCGCCGCCUUGCUCAAUCGAGGGCAAAGUUGAAGGAUUCGAAGCAUCCGAUGCAGCAGCGUCGUUCUACUUCGAUGACGCGUUGACUAUUGCCAGGGACGAGGAUGUUGGACUCGAGUUGGUAGACUUUGUCCGGUCUACUAUUCACAAGUCAGCCCCGUGCCCAACUCCAGUGCGACCCGUCGACGCGCCACCAACAGGGGAAGCAGCGGAGGCACCGUUGCCACAGCAUGAAGAGAAGGCUGUUCAUGUGCUGCUAGAGUCAAUCUUCACUCGAAUGACACAGCCGAUCAUGCAGUUACAAGAACCAUCUCGUCCGCCUCUCCCGACUGCCCCAUAG
Molecule: messenger RNA, 2898 nt
Organism: Eimeria maxima
Lineage: Eukaryota; Apicomplexa; Conoidasida; Eucoccidiorida; Eimeriidae
Exons: 4
Coding region: 1-2898 (965 amino acids)
Source: RefSeq, a predicted model, not a curated record